CCGGUUCCGUCGCGGAGACACGUGAAGGUCGGUGAGUUGGUGCGGAGUCCGUCUCGGCACGCGUAGUCGCGCUGGGAUGGAUUCCUCCUCGUCUUCCUCUGCGGCGGGUUUGGGCGCGGUGGACCCGCAGUUGCAGCAUUUCAUCGAGGUGGAGACUCAGAAGCAGCGCUUCCAGCAGCUGGUGCACCAGAUGACUGAACUUUGUUGGGAGAAGUGCAUGGACAAGCCUGGGCCAAAGUUGGACAGUCGGGCUGAGGCCUGUUUUGUGAACUGCGUUGAGCGCUUCAUUGAUACAAGCCAAUUCAUCUUGAAUCGACUGGAACAGACCCAGAAAUCCAAGCCAGUCUUCUCAGAAAGCCUUUCUGACUGAUCUCAGCAUUACCUCUUUGGAAGAGGAAGGUAGUCAAGAAAUGAAGAGUUGUUGAUGGGAUGGUUGAAAAAAUAGUUAUGGGGCAUUGGCUCCCACCUUUUGUCACUCUUUGGAUAUCCUGUCAUCUGAGAAUGAACAAAGACCAAUUUUUGUGUGUGUGUGUGUGUGUGCGGUUUUAGGGUCAUGUGUAUUUGUUUGUGUUUUUUUAAUGCUAAUCUUGUGAAAAUAAUUGCCAGACGAAUGGAAAACUAUUAGAUGCCUAUUACUGUAUGUUGGACUGUGCUUUUCUCAAAGUCCCAUUAACUGCUUCUUGUAAUUUUGAUAGUGGAACUGCUUUCUAUAAUUUGAUCGUGGGACCACAUAGGUAAAAUCUCUCAUUUGUGUGGAUUCAUUUCAGAUUGCUGGGAGAUCUUUGUGUCUGGCAGGAAGGGCAGCAGUGGGGGGAGGAGUAAUUUGGUACUUAACUGUGGGCCUCCUUAUCUAGUGUUUGACUGUCAGUGCUGGGGAAAAAAAUCUGUGGAGUGUUCACACAGUUCACUUCAGCUCCCUAGAUUAUCUCCUUCCCCUAUACUAUUAUUUACGUGACUAUCUAUAGUAAAGUAUGGUCUCAAGGUAGUACAGGCAUCCUGAGAGUCUACAGGCCUUUAGUUAUAAAGGAAUCUAGCCAGUGAACAUAAUUCUUAUUACUAGACUGCCACAAAGAAAAAGUUAGCUUACCCUGUAUAUCAGGGUAUAAAAAAUUCAAAGAUGUGCCUAAAUCAGUUAUAAAGAUUUAGGCCAGUCAAAAACUUAACAGCAGUUUCAGGUAGAGGUGCAUGCCUAAUGUUAAUUAGUAUAGAUUCCAUUUACUGCAUUUUUUUGGUCACUGAAAUAAAAGCUUCUACAAGAUCCAA
Molecule: messenger RNA, 1263 nt
Organism: Galeopterus variegatus (Sunda flying lemur)
Lineage: Eukaryota; Metazoa; Chordata; Mammalia; Dermoptera; Cynocephalidae
Gene: TIMM8A
Product: translocase of inner mitochondrial membrane 8 homolog A (yeast)
Exons: 2
Coding region: 77-370 (97 amino acids)
Source: RefSeq, a predicted model, not a curated record